Messenger RNA from Nymphalis io (European peacock), 1825 nucleotides. RefSeq names its product equilibrative nucleoside transporter 4 (gene Ent3). The record is from RefSeq and is a predicted model, not a curated record. Gene Ontology annotation, molecular function: monoamine transmembrane transporter activity; nucleoside transmembrane transporter activity. Gene Ontology annotation, cellular component: plasma membrane. The transcript has 10 exons. Bases 70 to 1740 code for a protein of 556 amino acids. Gene Ontology annotation, biological process: nucleoside transmembrane transport. Lineage: Eukaryota; Metazoa; Arthropoda; Insecta; Lepidoptera; Nymphalidae.
AUUUCUAAAUUAAUAAGGUGCAGUGUUUAAAAAUGGACAAAGAAAUUAUAAAGUGAAAUAGUGAAAACAAUGAAUGAGACUCUAGGACGCGGGUACGCCCGCAUUGAAGCAAUACGAGCAGCGCGUGGUGAAGCCCUAACGAUGCCGGAACCCGCUGCGCCUCCACCGGACAGAUACAACUCAGUUUACUUGACAUUGUUUGUCGCGGGCGCUGCCUUUCUACUGCCAUUUAAUAGUUUUAUAAUGGCGGUAGACUAUUUUCAAUACCAUUACCCAAAAUCUACCAUAAUGUUCGACAUGUCUACUGUGUAUAUCGUCUCAGCGUGUGUCGCAGUCAUCACGAAUAAUAUCCUGCUCGAUAUCUUCACAUACAAUACUAGGAUCACUUUUGGAAUCUUACUCUCCCUGGCGACUAUGUUGUUCGUGGCUGUGUGCAAUAUUGGAUGGGAUGGAUUUUCAACAAGUGUAUCUUACACUAUCAACUUAGUGGCGAUCGGAGUUGUAGCCUUCGGGUGUACCAUGCAACAGGCAUCGUAUUACGGUUUUACUGGGUGCCUUCCUCCUCGAUACACACAAGCUGUUAUGGCAGGAGAGAGCGCAGCUGGAUUCUGGGUAUCACUCGAUAGGAUCGUUACAAAAUAUGGAUUCCGUCAGCCUAAACGCAGUACUUUUAUGUUUUUUGUUUUUUCAAUAUUGAUACUACUCGGUCAUUCCAUGUUACAUCAUGUGAUGAUGAGACAUCCACUUGUACAACACUAUUUACGUUUAACCAACGAAUCCCGACAUCGACGCCGCAUUCAACUUCAUCUCAAUCCAACUGAGGACGCUACUUUGAUGGAAAGUGAAGCUGGAGAAGCUAGUUAUGGUGUCUUGAAACUUCAGAGCCCAGCGCCUUCUACUGGAGUAGUGGAAGCGGAGAACACUUUUAGUUUCGCAAAUCCCGUUUAUUCACCGACUGCAGCUGCGCCUGUGCCUGUCCCUGUACCGCUAGCGUCACCGCCGGCGAGUGUAUCCGAACAGUCUACUUUACCUCCUACAACACUUAGAACCCCAAGACCAUCUUACAAAGUUGAAGAUGUGGUUUUUGAAUCUCCAGAGAGACCAACAUCAUGGAGAAACUUCAAACGUGGUGUGCUAGCAAGGUGGGCUGUUGCCCGAGCUAUAUACCCCUACAUGGUGUCAAUAGGGCUUGUAUAUUUCACCACAUUGAGCUUGUACCCUGGUAUUGCAUCAGAGGUUCCUUCGUGUCGCCUAGGAUCCUGGAUGCCGAUCGUUCUUAUGUCCUCUUUUAACCUCUUCGACUUCAUAGGAAAAAUCGCAGCAGCAUGGCCUUACGAGUGGAGUCGUAGUCAGCUUUUAAUGGCUAGUGGUCUUCGACUCUUACUCGUUCCAUUACUUUUGCUGUGCGCAGCGCCGAGACACUCACCACACAUCGUCGGCGAUGUUUACCCAAUAAUGUUUUCCGUCGUGCUAGGAUUUACAAACGGGCUGUUCGGUUCUGUACCCAUGAUAAUGGCCCCUUCGAGAGUUGGAAGGGAACAUCGUGAAAUCGCCGGAAACAUGAUGACAUUAUCAUACAACGGUGGCUUGCUGUCAGGUUCAUUGGUGUCCUACUUACUGCUGGGCAUGCUCGGACCCCCCGCAGAAACUUGUCGUAUUUAUCCUACACCGGUAUUACCUACUGUAUCUCCCAUCUCCAACACCGGCAAUGGUACCUUUGUUUUGACAGCUGUGCAUUAAAUAUUUAUUAUUUUAAACAAAAAUUGAUUUAAUUAAAAUUCAAGGGUUCCCAUCAAUAUCGAUAUACAUUAAUUUACAAGUUAUA